CAAUGUUUCCAACAACUCCUGAUCUCCAUUUUCCCACCAACCGCACCUUCUCUUCAAAUAACGAAUAUUACAGGGCUUUUGUCUGAGUUUUAGAAUUUGAUUCUCAGAACUAAAGCCUCUUUUGCCCAGAUGGCAACUGCUCUACAGUCAUCCACACGAACUGCUCCUGUUGCUUUCUCCCGACAAUUCACCGGUUUUUCUUCCAGUUCCCGCGGCUCUGGAUCUGUUUCUUUCCCCCACAAUAUCUCAAUCAAUGCAAUUGAACUUCUUGGUUAUUCAAGUGAGGUCUAUAGCAGUAAAUUUGAGCGUUGAAUUUUUUUUUUUUUUUUUCUUUUGGGAGGGUUAGUUGGGUUGGGAUUUAAAUAUGAAUGUUGGGUUGUUUGGAUGUGCUCUCAAGAAUUUACUUUUCGUUGAUAUCAAGUCUAAAUUUCAAUUCUUUAUGUUGAUCUUAAUGGAGUUUUCUGUUUCUGUAUUUCUAUUCUCCAUUUUGUGGUGUCCUUAAGUUGUUGUAUCAACUGUUUGUUAUGUAGUUUACUGGCACUUUAUGUUAGGAAUUCAGCACCUAAAUAGGAUACAAUUUUUCCUGAAAGACUGGGUUCUAGUCUAAAUCAAAAGGGAUUAUGGGAGGAACAUUGGAGAGAAGUUAUCUUAAGACAAAUGCAAUAAAACGAAUAACUUUUUCAAUAGUGUUCUCAAAUUAUUUUGUUAAGUUUUUACGGGUUGUUCAAAGAGAUUCUUGUUCUGGCAAUAAAAAGUAUGAAUGGUA
Rubroshorea leprosula is the source of this 766-nucleotide messenger RNA. The record is from the annotation of a GenBank genome assembly. NCBI's taxonomy places the organism in Eukaryota, Viridiplantae, Streptophyta, Magnoliopsida, Malvales, Dipterocarpaceae.